AGGUCUUGAGGACAGCGCGGGAUGCGUCGAGCCUUCGCUCUGACCACCGCUCUCGGGGCCCUGUGUUUCGUGUUCCUGUCGCGCUACACCACCGUGCUUCCCUGGCUCAGCUGGUGGAAAUCGGUGCGCUCGGAGGAGGACGAGGACCUGGAGGCCAGCGGCUACCUGAUCCGCACGCCCGAGUGCCACAUCCCCGCCUGGGAUCCGUUCGACCCCAGCGUGGCCCACCUGUACCGCAAGGUGGCCGACUUCGUGUGCCCCGGUAGACCCUCCUUCCUGCGCGUACGUCCCAACGCGGUGCUGAUCGCGGACGACGCGCUCCUCUGGCGUUACUACAAGCUCAAGCACUCGCAGAUCAAGUGCACUUACAGGGAGGUCUACAGGACACCCAACGCCCCGGCGCACGUGGUCGACGAUCGCUACAACCUAAGCGCGCCGAAGCAGCUGACCUUCGGUCAACCGCUGAAAGUGCACCACGCCAUCGUCAACUGCUUCCACAACCGCCAGGAAGUGCUAGUGCAACACGUGCCCCUCGUGCCGCUGUCGCAGGAGCUGGAGCGAAAGCUCACGAAACUCCAAAAGUCCUCCGAAAAUUCGGGGGCGGUGAAGUUGAACGUACUCAUGGUGGGAGUGGACUCUAUAUCAAACCUCAAUUUCGAAAGGCACAUGCCGAGGACCAAGGCGUUUCUCAAGGACGUUCUGGGCGCGGUACAACUACACGGUUACACCAAGAUCGGCGACAACACGUUCCCCAACAUAGUGGCACUAUUGACGGGGCACUUCCUGGAGUACUAUUGGAACGAAAGCCUCUCCAGGUUCACGUUCGACGGGCUGGACUUCGUGUGGAAAGAUUUUGCCAAGAGGGGGUACCGCUCGUUAUUCGCUGAGGACGCGCCUAACAUAGCCACUUUCAACUACCUCAAACACGGCUUCUCCAAACCGCCCGCAGACUACUACUUGAGACCACUGUGCCUCGCCACGGAAAACUCAGCCGUUCGCUCCAAAGCGGGCCGUCACUGCUGGGGCUCCAAGAUGGAGAUGGAGGUGGUGUUCGACUACCUCGCCGACUUCGUGGAGGCGUGCGAGUCGCGUCCUCACUUUGGCUUCGCUUUCGUGGCUCGCCUGACGCACGACACCCUCAAUAACGCCGGUUACGCCGACGCGCCUUCAGUGCGCCUCCUCGAGCGUCUCUACGGCAGCGGCGCGCUCAAGAACACGCUGCUGGUGUUCUUCAGCGACCACGGUCUGCGCUUCGGACCCAUACGCUCGACGUUCGUGGGGAAGCUCGAAGAGCGCAUGCCCAUCAUGUUCCUCGCCUUCCCAGAAACCUUCGCGCAGCAGUACCCGGCCGCGGUAGCGCGGCUGCGAACGAACACUCGGCGACUCACGACGCCCUUCGACGUGCACGCCACGCUGCAGCACUUGGCUUCGUUCCCGCCGGAACAUCCCCACCGGACGAUGCACGGCGUCAGCCUUUUCCACGAGGUGCCGUUCAACCGAAGCUGCGACGAAGCGUUCAUCUUUCCGCACUGGUGCACCUGUCAGAACAGGACGGUGGUGCCGGUCAAUGAUCCCGGUGUAAUCAACGCCUCGCACGCCUUGGUGAGUGCCGUCAACUCCCAGCUGGAGAGCAGGGCCGAACUGUGCAGCCCACUCGCGCUCGACAAGGUCGUGGACGCGACGGUGUCGCAGCCGAACGACAAGGUGCUCCGCUUCGUGCGCCACUACCACGACGUGAUCGGUCGCGGAGUGCAGCUAGGAAAGCGGGUGACCGCGCCGCUGGAUUACAUGGUGACCGUGAUGGUGAAACCCAGCAACGCGCUGCUGGAGGCCACCAUUCGCUACUACGAACCGACAGAACAGUACGUCGUGCUCGGUGACGUGAGCAGGUUGAAUAUGUACGGCAGUCAAGGGGAGUGCAUAUCGGACGCGGUUAUGCGCAAGUUCUGCUACUGUAGGACGCAAGUGAACACUGCUAGGGGACCGGGAUGAAAAUACAUCCUGCAGAGAAACACCGGUCCUAAACACCGAUAACGAGGCCCUAUGGACGGCACCUCGCGUUGUGCAGCCCGCACGUUUCGGCAGACGUCUGACGCAUGUAUACAGAUUAUCUCGUGCAGCGAGUGUAUAGGAACAAUCUCCCCAUGCUAUGAACGAGGUAACCCGCACCGAAGGGAGCGUGUGCAAUCGCUCACUGGUACAAGACGUCCGCGCGUUACGCUCGCCAGCUUAGCGCUGUUUCUGAAGGCAAAGGCGGAACUAUUACUUGUUGAAGGAAGUGCUGUAGUAUGCUUCGAAGGUGCGUUGAAAUGAUCUUUUAUUUAUUUAUUACCGUAGCCAUGUCAAAGAGGCUAGGAUACCACGCAGAGAUAAUUUAUGAACAAUGCUUAACUUGAAAACACCACGACAAGAACUAAAAUGCAGUGAACCAAAUUGAUCAGUUCAUCCGCACUUAGGCCGAGAUGCCCUGAGGUGCCACGUACAAGCUUUAAUGAUUGCUAUCUGCGCACCCUUGCUGUGUUAAUAUUAAAAGAAUGGCGGUCAAAAGCCAGUGGCGCUUACAGAUCAAAAGACUUUCUACUUCUUGUAUUUGUCACAUAAAUGUCAUAAUGACUGCUAUAAUAAGUGUGGAUACAAGCAUGUACGUACAUGUGUAAGAUAUACUCCUGGACAUUGUCUGUGAUACGCGUAAAAGAACACGCGGCAAUGAGUGGCGGUAGGUCCAGUCAGUAGCUAUGAAUAGAAUAAUUUGUUACCUGAAUAUAACGAAUUGAAUAAUGGUAAAAAGAUUUGAAUGAAGGCCACCGGCACGGUGUUGCUGUUUCUAGUCACAGAUGAAAGAGGUUUCUGAAC
Molecule: messenger RNA, 2853 nt
Organism: Rhipicephalus sanguineus (brown dog tick)
Lineage: Eukaryota; Metazoa; Arthropoda; Arachnida; Ixodida; Ixodidae
Exons: 1
Coding region: 22-1992 (656 amino acids)
Source: RefSeq, a predicted model, not a curated record